UCUAACCCCUCAUCUUUUUGUGAAGCCAUCCAUCCACGUUUUCUCUUCUCCUUAACUGCUUCUCUCCUUCCUCGGUUCCCCCUCUCCCCCUCCCCCUCCGUCUUUCACUCUCUCUUUCUUCCUCCUUCCAUCGCAUCACACGCCACCAGACACACAGACAGACAAACUUCCAUCCAGAGCCUUCCCGGCCAGUGCAGGAGAUUAUAUCAGGAGCCCACGAGCAGAAAUACCGGAGAUCGGCGGAGUUCAGACUGGAUUGCGGUGGGGUUUAGGGCGGUGGCCAGCGAUGGACGUCGACGUGGAGGGCGCUGUGCAGCCAACCAGGAGGAGUUCAUGGGGAUGGCAGAAAGGGACGCUUCUGCUGGCGUACCAGAGCUUCGGCGUGGUCUACGGCGACCUCUGCAUAUCCCCGGUCUACGUGUACAAGAACACCUUCUCCGGGAAGCUGCGGCUCCACGAAGAAGACGAGGAGAUCCUCGGCGUGCUGUCACUCGUCUUCUGGAGCCUCACUCUCGUGCCACUCCUCAAGUACAUCAUCCUUGUCCUCGGCGCCGACGAUAACGGAGAAGGUGGUACAUUUGCCUUGUACUCGCUGAUGUGCCGGCGUUCGAGGAUGGGGCUCCUGAACAGCAUCCACGCCGGCCAUGGCUCCAUGACGUCCCAGGAAGAGCCCUGCAAGGAGUCGAGGAGCAACCUGAUCAUCAGAGGGUUCAUCGAGAAGCACUACUCUCUCCGUGUGGUGCUGCUGCUCUUCGUCCUCAUGGGCACUAGCAUGGUCAUCGGCGACGGCGUCCUGACCCCCACAAUGUCAGUGUUAUCAGCAGUUUCCGGCCUGAGGAUCAAGUUUCCGGAACUACAUGAAAAUUACACCGUGCUCAUCGCGUGUGUCGUUUUGGUGGGGCUGUUCGCACUUCAGCACUACGGGACGCACCGUGUCGGGUUCCUGUUCGCGCCGAUCCUCAUCUCCUGGCUCGCCUGCAUCGGCGGCAUUGGGAUUUACAACAUUUUGAAGUGGAACCCUAGCGUUGUCCGUGCCCUAUCUCCGUAUUACAUAUACAACUUCUUCAGGAAGGCCGGUGAGGACGGCUGGAGCUCACUGGGAGGGAUUGUUCUUUGCAUCACAGGUGCUGAAGCAAUGUUUGCUGAUCUUGGGCAUUUCUCUAAGCUUUCACUGAGGCUUGGAUUCACAGUAGUUGUGUAUCCUUGCUUAGUUCUGGCUUACAUGGGUGAGGCUGCCUAUCUGUCCAAACAUAGGGAGGAUCUCCAAAGUAGCUUCUACAAAGCUCUUCCAGACCGCGUGUUCUGGCCAGUUCUGAUCAUUGCGACGCUGGCCACCGCCGUGGGGAGCCAGGCGAUCAUCUCUGCCACCUUCUCCAUCAUAAGCCAGUGCAGGGCCUUGGGCUGCUUCCCCCGGAUCAAGGUCGUGCACACCUCCAGCCAUGUCCACGGCCAGAUCUACAUCCCGGAGGUGAACUGGACCCUCAUGUCCCUCUGCCUCGCCGUCACCAUCGGCUUCCGGGACACCGAGAUGAUCGGCAACGCCUACGGGCUGGCGGUGAUCCUGGUGAUGUUCACGACGACAUGCCUGAUGUUCCUGGUGAUCACAACGGUAUGGAACCGGUCCGUCUUAUGGGCGGCGCUCUUCGCCGCGGUCUUCGGCUCCGUCGAGCUCCUCUACCUAUCGGCGUGCCUGGCCAAGGUGCCCCACGGCGGCUGGCUGCCGCUGCUGCUCUCCCUGGCCACGCUCGCCGUCAUGUCGGCGUGGCACUACGGCACGGCCAAGAAGCAGGAGUACGAGCUGCAGAACAAGGUGUGCCUGGACCGGUUCCUGGGCCUGAGCUCCGGCAUCGGGCUCGUGCGCGUGCCGGGCGUCUGCUUCGUGUACUCCUCCGGCGUCUCCGGCGCCGGCAACGGCGUGCCGCCCAUGUUCGCGCACUUCGUCACCAACUUCCCGGCGUUCCACCGGGUGCUGGUGUUCGUGUCCCUGCAGACGCUGACGGUGCCCAAGGUGGCGGCCCAGGAGAGGUUCCUCGUGGGCCGGAUCGGGCCGGCCCACCACCGGAUGUUCCGCUGCGUGGUCCGGUACGGGUACAAGGAAGGCGGCCGGUGGGGGGAUCACUUCAGCUUCGAGAACCAGCUGCUCGUCAAGCUCGUCGAGUUCCUCCGCCUCCAGCAACAACAGCGGCAGCAAUUGGACGCCGCCGGCGACGGGGAAGAAGAAGACAGCUCUGGAGAGAUGGAGAUGUCGGUGAUGUCGAUGAGCUCCGGGGAGAUCGACGGCAAGAAGAAGAAGAAGCAGGUGCGGUUCGAUCUGGAUCUGGACCUGGAUUUAUGGCGGGCGUCGGAGGAGGAGAAGGAGCUGAUGGAGGAGAGGGAGGCCGGGGUGUCGUACAUGAUCGGGCACACGUGCGUGUUCGCGCACGAGUCGUCGUCGGCGGUGAAGAAGUUCGCCGUCAACGUGGUCUACGGCUUCCUGCGGCGGAACUCGCGGAGGCCCGCCGUCGUGCUCGGCAUCCCGCACACAUCACUCAUCGAGGUCGGCAUGGCGUACAGGGUAUGAAUGAAUGAUUUGCCGCCCUGUUUCUCGGCCGAUAAGAUCGAUCGAACGCUCGCUCGCUUGCUGAGGAAGAAGAAGCGUUAGUAGUACUGGAGUAGUAGCUGUGUUGUAGGCUUGGUUAUAACUGAAGAUAGCUGAAGAAAACAUACACCAGUUGGACAGAACAGAAUAACAACAACAUGGCUGCGCUGAAAGAAGAAAUUCCGCAUAGCAUGCUGUUGCUUCUGAUAUGGAAAUUAAAGGUUGGAAGGAAAUUGAUACCGUAUCCGUGUCAUCGGGUAGGGUUGAUACAACAAAAAACCUGAGCCUACGAAAAUUCGACUCAGCAUUCUGCUGAAAUCAAAAUUUUGGUCAGAAGUUGCCGGUUUUAUAAAAUUCCGGGUCAUUUCUAGGGGACAAAAGUUUAAUUUGUAUUUUUUUAGUGCUUGAUGUACUCAUUGGUGCUAUAUAUAGUAUAAUUUUGUUGA
This is a messenger RNA of Brachypodium distachyon (stiff brome), 3024 nucleotides long. Its product is annotated as probable potassium transporter 13. Gene Ontology annotation, molecular function: potassium ion transmembrane transporter activity. Gene Ontology annotation, biological process: potassium ion transmembrane transport. Gene Ontology annotation, cellular component: membrane. The coding region runs from base 287 to 2560 and encodes 757 amino acids. The transcript has 9 exons. The record is from RefSeq and is a predicted model, not a curated record. Lineage: Eukaryota; Viridiplantae; Streptophyta; Magnoliopsida; Poales; Poaceae.